Messenger RNA from Schistocerca piceifrons (Central American locust), 765 nucleotides. RefSeq lists its product as uncharacterized. The record is from RefSeq and is a predicted model, not a curated record. Lineage: Eukaryota; Metazoa; Arthropoda; Insecta; Orthoptera; Acrididae. The coding region runs from base 43 to 765 and encodes 240 amino acids. The transcript is spliced from 6 exons.
UUCAUAACAAGAGUAGAUUUUGGACAGCUGCUGUUGUCUAUCAUGUCGAAAUCAGAGCAGGAACAAAGUUGCACCUGCACCCAAGACCUGGCAAAUCUGCUGCCAAUUCUUAUACAGUUCACCACCAGGUUGGAAAACAUAGAGACUCAGAUGAAUGACAUGGAGACCCAGCUCAUUAGUUUACUACAACGACUUUACAGAAAGAAGCACCAGCUCACCAUUGAGAAUAAAAAGCAAAUUAAGAAGGUGGACUACCUCAUCUGGAAGCUGCAGAAUGUGGAGCGAGGUUGCAACUGGACUGAUGAGUCAUUGUCAGCAUAUUAUCAAAGACGGAAGAAUGAUGUGACACAGUUAAUCAGGGAUGUGAAAAACUGGAUGAAGAAGGUGGUCAAGUUCAGCAAGGAGAGGAAGGAGACAAUGAAGGUUGUGGCACGGUACAAGAUAUGCUCACAGCUACCAGACAGCACUAUGUCCAUAUGCCCUGUAUGGAAUGUAAAAAAUAAGGGAAAAGGUAACCUCCCACUGCAUCCUAUGACAGUGAGAGGCCAACAGGUACCUACACUGUUGAGACAAAAGUCCUGGGACCCCUUUUUGCCUAAUAUAAAGAUCAAGAAGGAGCUGGCGUUGAUGAGAAAGCUCAAGGACUGGAAAGGCAAUGAGGAGGCACUGCUCCGCAGUUCUCUGUUCUGCAGCAGCUGCAAGAACUCCACCUACCAGUCUGAGAAGAUUAAAGCAAUGGCAGUUGAAAAAUUUGAGAAAUUAUGA